Lizanozyma spartinae is the source of this 2118-nucleotide messenger RNA. RefSeq lists its product as uncharacterized. The record is from RefSeq and is a predicted model, not a curated record. The coding region runs from base 1 to 2118 and encodes 705 amino acids. The transcript has a single exon. NCBI's taxonomy places the organism in Eukaryota, Fungi, Ascomycota, Pichiomycetes, Serinales, Debaryomycetaceae.
AUGGAGAGUAACACUAAUAUUAUUAAGGAGUUGAACGCCAUUAACAAAAGUUCAGUAGUACUGGAUCCCAUACAGUCCACUUCACCAAUUGUUCCCACUUCAAUCACAUUAUGUGAAGAGAUUCUUGAAAGGAUCAUUGAAUACGUGGGUCAAUACGAUCUUCCUCGAUUGUGUCUCACUUGUAAGCUGAUCUCAGCCAUUAGUAUGAGAAGAUUAUAUAAAAGCAUUACUGUGAAUCUUAACCCCACAGUUCCUACUAAAUAUAACGGUGAUGUCUAUGAUUUUGUUAGAGACAACUCCUUAAAGUAUUCUAAUACGGUUCUGAUAGUUACCUUGAGUCAGUUACUACGAUUGGUGGAUACCCUUGAACGUAACCCCAGCUUGAUCUCAUCAUUUAUUAGACACUUUGGGUUCGGCAAGUGCUAUGGCUAUGAAAGUAUAGCCCAACCGUUCAUGGAUACAACCACAAACUCGCAGUAUACCAAGAGAGAUAUGAUAUGUUUACAAUGGAAGCUCUAUGAUCUUUUCAGUCGGUUUGCUACUAACAAUAUUGAGUUGGACAUCUCGUAUAUAAGUAGUGGUGAAGGCUAUGAAAAGUUACAUGACUUUGUUACUAAGAAGGAGUCCGUUAGAAAUACGCUAAAGGACUUAUAUGUUAAUGGGGAUCCCAAACACUUGUAUUCUCCAUUUGUUCCUCCCAAGUUACAAAGCUUAUAUCUUAAACUUGAUGAGGAUGUCUUGCUUGAAGAGGAGUUUCAAUUAGAUACAAGUACACCGUCAUAUAACAUUCUUUACAACUUGAAUCGGCUUCAAUGUUCCACAGACAAUUACCAGGGCUUGGAACUACUAAGGAAGAUCAAACUUACCAACGAAGAGAAACUACAACCUCGUCAAUUUGCGUUAUAUCAUUGUCAUGAAGAUGCUGAUCAUGACCAUACGCUUAAUACUAUGUUAAAGUUCCCGAUAUUUGAAUCGAAGCUUGAUUUGCUCAAUAUCACAGACAUGUCUUUAUUUAUAGCAUGUCAAGGAGUGAGUACUUCCAGUUGCUCAUGUUUUGGAGACUUUUAUCAUGAGUUUACCCGAUUUUCUAACCAGAACCAAGGAAUGCCCCAUUUGAAACGGUUUGAAAUGGGUGGGUUUCUUGGGAAGGAUUGGCUUCGUCCUCACCAAUUUCUGUCUGAUGUUUUGGUGCCAUUGGGAAGCUUCUUACAAACGCUAGUCAAUUUGGAACAUCUUGUUAUAAACCAUGAGAUCUUGGGGUUCAAGAUGUUUGGUAAAUCCAGUGGGAUUACUUGUGAAUCAUUGAACAAACUUUCAGAACAGUUGAUGGAAUUGUUCUUUUUGAAUUAUUUUGUUCGAAGUAAUAAUCGGAUUAAGACCCUACAAUUGACUGAUUUCUUGACGUCAUUCAUCUACUAUCAUCCACUGUUUUAUCAAAGUUUACUCCACACAUGUAAGUGCUGGGGAUGUGAGAAGGUCUUGGGAAUAGUGGGUGACCUUUUCUUCCCUAUUCCCGAGAGGCCCACAGAAGUGCAGAAGGAAUCGCUUGAAACGUCUUACUUUAUAACGUUUGGAUAUAUUUUAGGGAAAUUAAUGGCCGAUAGAAGUGUGUUUGUUCCGAAGGUAGACAUUCCUGUUGAGUAUAGAAACUAUGGAUUGUACAAGGGUCAUCCCAACAUGUUACACAACCAAUUGCACGAGAAAAAUGAAGAAGAAGAGGAAGGUGAUGAAGAUGAAGAUGACAAUGAUGAUACUGCCACUGCUGAUGUUACUACUAAUGCUGAUGAUGAGCUUGACUUUGGCAUAGAUCCUAACGCCUUCCGCUCGUCACCUCCUUCAAACAUAUGUCAAUGUGCUAACUUCAACUACGAUAUUGACGACAUUUUGACCACCUAUUUGAUACAUCAACUACGACCAAUAACUUCCUUUUUACAAAAAAUCUUUGUUCAUUUGGAGACCUUAAUGAUCCACGGCAUCUACUUUGAAUACAUUAACACUGAGUCGAGGUUUGUUCCUAUUUAUGAUGAAGAGGACUACCCCGAAGAGUUUGAACAAGAUGGAAUGCACAAGUCAUGGCAAGAAUAUCAGAAGCCAUUUGGAGAAUUCAAACCAAGAUAA